Porites evermanni is the source of this 2564-nucleotide messenger RNA. The record is from the annotation of a GenBank genome assembly. Lineage: Eukaryota; Metazoa; Cnidaria; Anthozoa; Scleractinia; Poritidae.
GAGAACCCAGGCGAUCCAUGCAUUCUUGACCUUGGAUUCAUAUUGGAUGCUUCCGGAAGCAUUACAUUUGCAUGGCCUGGAGUCCGACAGUUUGUUGCUAAUGUUGUCCGUCAAGUGAACGUUUCUGCUGAUGGGUCUCAUAUUGGUGUAAUAAAAUUUGGCGCCGAUUCGAACGUUGAAUUUGGGUUUAGCGAAGGACAAGACAAGGAUGCUGUUAUUAACAGGGUUCUUAAUCUCGCUGGACCAAAACCAUUCGCUAAUACACAGUUGCAUUUGGGAAUUAAAGAUGCGAAUGAAAAACUUUUCAACAAUGCCACGGGUUCGUAUCGAACAGAUCCCAGUGUUAGGAAGGUACGUCCUUGUUAUCUCCUUCAACUCAGUUAAAAAUCUGAGAUGAAUGAAAUUUUAGCCAGCAUAGCAGGUGUUUCGGAGCUUGUCCCGCCAUUUGCGCUACAACCAGUUGCAAAAGGUACUUGAGACACUGUAACGUAUUUUCGCAUAAAUGGCCUGUCCAUGAUCUUGUGCUUGCGAUCCCCCCUCCACCCCUUAUCAAAGUUGCUAGCAAUACAAGACCAUACUCAAAAUUGGAGGAACAACUUUGAAUGGGAGGGAGGAGGGAAGACAGUAGGGAGCUUAAGCAACGACGACACGGACGGCAACGAGAACGGCAAAAAAGCAAUAGGUUUGAUUAGCAAAACAACAAGUUUUCACGUGCAUUUUUUCGUACAUUUCUUUGCCGUCGUUGCCUGACUACAACGUGAAAAUGCCUAAAUUCACGUUUUGUCGAGGACGGGAACACAAGACAACAACUUUCUUUUUUUUCCUGAACUUUGAUACAGUCCUUUACAAUUCAUCUCCAGAAACAUUUGCCAACAUUUGACGAAGUACACGAGAUGGAAUAAGCACGAUAAAGUUUUAAGCGGUGCGAAUUCACUUUUUAAGUGACGUUUUUAUAGCCGUUGCCGUCGUUGUUGCUUAAGUUCCCUAGUAUCAUAUCUCACAGACCUGUGACUAGGAGCGAUUUGAAGCAAGAAAGGUCGUUUUUUCGUGGGAGUGUCUCAACAUUUUUGCAACUGGAUGUAGCGCCCUGAAAUCCACUUUUGCGCCCCAAAUAACGCUACUAUGCGAGCAGAGGUUUAUUUCUAGCAUUGCUUUUAGCAUUUGUAAAGUCGUUCACGUGGCUUGUCAGUCGCGCAGUUGGUUUGUUUCCUCUUCUCGCAGUCGAGGGUAAAUAACGCCCACUCUGCCGGCUUAAUAUGUUCUGAUAUUGAUAGUCUAGAGAGCCUUCUGUAGCCAGCUACCUUCAGGACCAGCUGGGCACUACCCUGUUCACAGACGUUCUACGUGAAAGUUCUCAUUCAAGAUGUUCGAGCUAGCGUAUGAGAAUAAAAACCGCGGCGGAUUUAUUUACCGCUGGUAGCGAGCGCGUCAGCGUCUGUGGACAGGUUAUCUAGGUACCUACCCGAGCAGCUUUUUCUUAGUAGUUCAUAAUCCUAUGGCAACCCCAAGGAAAUAGCUUAACCAGUUCAUGCCUAGCCCAAGUUUCUGGCGAGAUAGCUUGUCACUCUAACUUUUAAAUCUGAGGAUAAAAUCCUGUGGUGUUACCAUUUAAGUGAAGCCUCUUCCGCAGGACUUUUCUGUAAUACUAUUUUUUUCACAGGAUUUUAAGCUAAGAAAUUUUAAGAUCAAGCACGUAUCCGAAAAUAAGGGGGGAUUCCACUGUCAAAUAAUUUUCACAUGCUAACGCAAUCAAAUUUUACGCGCGUAAAUGAAAUAUAGGCGAUGAAUGAAAUGUUACAGGUGACCUUUUAUACGUCUCCCCCAUUUUAUUUACGCGCGUAAAAUUAAUUGCGGUCCAGGCGAGAGAUGAGAAACAGCGCGAAUUGAGAAGAGAAGAGAGUGAAAAAGAAAACGAAUGAGAGGAAAAGAGAGAGAGAACUCGCCCUUCCCUCUACCCCAUUCGCCUUCUUUUUUUUGCGCCUCCUCCAUGAUUUGAACGCUUGAAACUACACGCAGGCUCCUUUAGCCAAUCCACCUUCAUCAUGCUGCGAUCGGGCCCCCACCUCCUCUAUGCAAUGUCCUGCCGCUGUUUGAACUACAUUUAGGAAAUUACAAACACUCCAACUUUUGAACGGAGGAUGGAGGGAGUAUGGAUUAUUUUGUUCUCCUUGGGGACAGUGCCUCAACAAUUUUGUUAGCCCGCAUAACAGGCGCUUUAUGAGCCAAGCAACUGGAGGCGAACGCGGCAUUUUGCGCGAAGCGCAAGACGAGGUGAGAAGAAUACUCGCGAUCCCCACGCUCGUCUCGCGCUUUGCGCAAAAUGCCGCGUUCGAUUGUACUCUUGUAUUUUGUUAACAGUUAUUCCUUCCUUUCUGUUGUAGGUGGUUGUGAUCGUGACAGAUGGGGCUCAAACGCCACCUGGCAAUCCAUUCACCCCAGCAAAUGAACUAAAGAAAAGGGGAUUUGAAAUCUAUGCCGUCGGCGCAGGAUCCGCCCAACAACGCGAAUUAGAGUUGCUUCAAAACAGGGGACUCUUCUUUGUGCAGUCAAUUUAUGACAUACCC